AUGGGUUCCUGGGUCCUUCUUGCUGUGGUUCUCGGGUCCUUGGUGGGAGCUGCGCGCGGCUCCGAGCCGUGGUCGAACGGCACGCAGGUCUACUCCACCAAUGCCAACUCCGGCAGCGGCAGCAACGGCGCCUUCGUCGCCCUCACUCUCAUCCAGUCCGCGGCCGCCAAGGGAGCCGUAUGCUUGGAUGGAAGUUUACCGGGUUACCACCUACACCGGGGAUCUGGAUCAGGGUCAAACAAUUGGCUUGUCAAUCUGGAGGGUGGAGGAUGGUGCAAUGAUGUUAAAAGCUGUGUGUUCCGCAAGGGCAGUCGGCGUGGGUCAUCGAACCACAUGGAGAGGCAACUCCAGUUUACAGGCAUAAUGAGUAACAGGCCUGAAGAAAAUCCUGGUAUUGAUUUCUACAACUGGAACAGAGUGAAGGUUCGGUAUUGUGAUGGUGGAUCCUUCACCGGUGAUGGGGCUGACGCGGCUUCAGGCCUUUAUUUCCGAGGUCAGCGUAUUUGGCAGGCUGCUAUCGAUGACUUGAUGGCCCAAGGAAUGCGUUCUGCUAGUCAGGCCCUUCUUUCGGGAUGCUCUGCUGGGGGUGCUUCUGCCAUACUUCACUGUGAUGAGUUCCGUGGAAUGUUUCCAUCAAAUACCAGAGUCAAGUGCCUCGCUGAUGCUGGAAUGUUCCUUGACUCUGUUGACAUUGCGGGUCGUCGAGAAAUGAGAGACUUGUUCAAUGGCAUUGUGAGAUUGCAGGGUUCUGGAAGAAGCUUGCCUCGGUCUUGUACCUCUCGCAUGGAUAAAACCUCAUGCUUUUUCCCGCAGAACGUGUUGCCAAAUAUUCAAACUCCGACUUUUAUCUUGAACACUGCUUACGACGUGUGGCAGCUUCAAGAGAGUUUGGCUCCCAGAACGGCUGAUCCCCGGGGUCUAUGGCAAAGUUGCAAGCAGAAUUACGCCUCUUGCAAUAGCAAUCAGCUUCAGUUUUUAAAUGGCUUCAGGAAUGAAAUGCUUAACGCUGUGAAGGGUUUCUCUGGGUCAGGGCAGAAUGGGGUGUUUAUCAACUCUUGUUUCGCCCACUGCCAGAGCGAGAGACAGGAUACAUGGUACUCAAGCAAGUCUCCUCGUCUUGGCAACAAGAGAAUCGCAGAAGCGGUCGGUGACUGGUUCUUCGAGAGGGGCAACGCCAAGUACACCGACUGCGCGUACCCUUGUGACGGCACGUGCCAUCACCUUGUGUUCAAAGGGAGGCAUCUCUAA
Triticum turgidum subsp. durum (durum wheat) is the source of this 1248-nucleotide messenger RNA. Lineage: Eukaryota; Viridiplantae; Streptophyta; Magnoliopsida; Poales; Poaceae. The record is from the annotation of a GenBank genome assembly.